AUGUUUCUGCUUCACGAAUAUGAUAUUUUUUGGACAUUUCUAAUAAUAGCAAGCCUUAUUCUUAUUUUGGUAUUUUCGAUUUCAGGACUUUUAGCCCCGGUUAGUGAAGGACCAGAGAAGCUUUCUAGUUAUGAAUCGGGUAUAGAACCCAUGGGAGGGGCUUGGGUACAAUUCCGAAUACGCUAUUAUAUGUUUGCGCUCGUUUUUGUUGUUUUUGAUGUGGAAACCGUCUUUCUAUACCCUUGGCAAUGA
Triticum turgidum subsp. durum (durum wheat) is the source of this 252-nucleotide messenger RNA. The record is from the annotation of a GenBank genome assembly. Lineage: Eukaryota; Viridiplantae; Streptophyta; Magnoliopsida; Poales; Poaceae.